CCGGGUUUCCUGGCCGCGCCGCCCGCCGGCUCCGAGCAGGUCGCCGCGGGCUGGCACACGCCACCGGGUCCUUGAGUCAAUAAGGGAGAGACUCUCCCGAGCACCGUAAAUAGAGUCCAAGUGGGCGGGGAGCCGCCCCGCGCCGCCCGCUCAUGUCUCUGCGGAGCCGAGUGUCCGGCCGCCUGGCACAGCUGCGCGUGGCGGGGCAGCUGCUCGUCGCCCCGCGCCCCGGGCCCGGCCCCUCGGCGGGUGACACGCGGACCCGCAGCAGUGCGUGCGGCCCCCACGCGCGGACCUCAGCGGGAGUUGGGGCUUGGGGGGCAGCGGCGGUGGGGCGGAGAGCCGGGGUGCGCACCUGGGCCCCCCUGGCCAUGGCGGCGAAGGUGGACCUGAGCACCUCCACCGACUGGAAGGAGGCAAAAUCUUUUCUGAAGGGCCUGAGUGACAAGCAGCGGGAAGAGCAUUACUUCUGCCAGGACUUUGUCAGGCUGAAGAAGAUCCCUACGUGGAAGGAGAUGGCGAAAGGGGUGGCUGUGAAGGUGGAGGAGCCCAAGUACAAGAAGGACAAGCAGCUCAAUGAGAAGAUCUCCCUGUUCCGUGGUGAUAUCACCAAGCUAGAGGUGGAUGCCAUCGUCAAUGCCGCCAACAGCUCCCUGCUUGGAGGUGGCGGUGUGGACGGCUGCAUUCACCGGGCCGCCGGACCCCUGCUCACCGACGAGUGCCGGACCCUGCAGAGCUGCGAGACCGGCAAGGCCAAGAUCACCUGCGGCUAUCGGCUGCCGGCCAAGUACGUCAUCCACACGGUGGGGCCCAUCGCCCACGGAGAGCCCAGCGCCAGCCAGGCUGCCGAGCUCCGCAGCUGCUACCUGAGCAGCCUCGACUUGCUGCUGGAGCACCGGCUCCGCUCGGCGGCGUUCCCUUGCAUCUCCACCGGCGUAUUUGGCUACCCCAAUGAGGCGGCGGCCGAGGUAGUGCUGGCCACACUGCGUGAGUGGCUGGAGCAGCACAAGGACAAGGUGGAUCGGCUGAUCAUCUGCGUGUUCCUCGAGAAGGACGAGAACAUCUACCGGCACCGGCUCCCCCACUACUUCCCCGUGGCCUGAGGCUCCCUGCAGCCCACCCUGCCCGGGACUGACCUACCUUUGCCUGCGCCACCUCGCUCCCAGCUCUGAAGUCACCAAGCCUGCAGCUGUGCCUGGGCCCAGCCACCCCUCUUCCCGUUGGUGCCCUGCCCCUAAGGAGCCUCCUAAUAAAGAUCACUUGUUGCCACUU
Messenger RNA from Cynocephalus volans (Philippine flying lemur), 1272 nucleotides. It is a transcript of the gene MACROD1, whose product is annotated as mono-ADP ribosylhydrolase 1. Gene Ontology annotation, biological process: purine nucleoside metabolic process; DNA damage response; peptidyl-glutamate ADP-deribosylation. Gene Ontology annotation, cellular component: nucleoplasm. The record is from RefSeq and is a predicted model, not a curated record. Lineage: Eukaryota; Metazoa; Chordata; Mammalia; Dermoptera; Cynocephalidae. The transcript is spliced from 11 exons. The coding region runs from base 153 to 1103 and encodes 316 amino acids. Gene Ontology annotation, molecular function: ADP-ribosylglutamate-[protein] hydrolase activity.